This is a messenger RNA of Thermothielavioides terrestris NRRL 8126, 1239 nucleotides long. RefSeq lists its product as uncharacterized. Lineage: Eukaryota; Fungi; Ascomycota; Sordariomycetes; Sordariales; Chaetomiaceae. The record is from RefSeq and is a predicted model, not a curated record. The transcript has a single exon. Bases 255 to 1046 code for a protein of 263 amino acids. Gene Ontology annotation, cellular component: mitochondrial large ribosomal subunit. Gene Ontology annotation, molecular function: structural constituent of ribosome.
UCUCCAUCACGAUCGCCACCUGGCAGUUACCGCCAACCACAACUCCCCUAAAUUUUGACGGCGGGAACUGACGAGCAGCCAGACGGGAGCCGGAGUGCAGCGCACCACCAAACCGCGGAGCAAACCGCUCGACGAGAAGAUUUCACUGAACCGCUCCUGGUUUAGAUUCUCGCCAAUGCGGCGGCCAUAACCCUCAGACCGCCCGCACCUUCCCCUCCGAACAGCGCGGGUUAACACGCACAAAUACACUCACAAUGCCACCGACACUCCCGAUGCAGACCUCCUGCCUCCGGGCAUCAGCUUCGAGACCAACAGCAGCCGCUGCGCUCCCGCGCAUCCUCGGCACGGCAACAGCAACAACAACACACCUACCGCCAGCAACAACACCGACACGAUCCUUUACGACGACCCGCUCAGCGCUCUACAAGCAGCCGCGCGUGCCGGGCUCCGACAUACCAAUCCCGUCCGUGACGGCGCCGCACCCGGAGAUCCCGCCGUACCCGUACGGCCCGCGGCCGUUCUACCACCAGAGCAACACGGGCCUGUACGGGACGGCGCGGAUCCGCUUCGGCAACCACGUGUCGGAGGAGCACAACACCAAGGCGCGGCGCAAGUGGCGGCCGAACGUGCAGCGCAAGGGCCUGUGGUCGGCGUCGCUGGGCGUGUUCGUGCGCACGCGCGUGACCACCCGCGUGCUGCGCACCAUCGACAAGGCCGGCGGGCUCGACGAGUACCUGCUCGGCCGCACGCCGCAGCGCGUCAAGGACCUGGGGCCCUGGGGCUGGCGACUGCGCUGGCGCAUCAUGCAGACCCCCGCCGUGCGCGCCCGCUUCGCCGCCGAGCGCGCCGCCCUGGGCCUGCCCCCCAAGGAGGACGCCGAGCUGCGCGCCGAGGCGGAGGCCUCCCUGCCCGAGGGCGCCGCCUCGGCUGAUGGGCUGAUGGCCGAGACGGAUAGGAUGCUGGAGGAAGGCGCCGAGUUCGAGCUGGGCGGCGAGGCUGACGGCGCGCAGGACGGCUUCAUGAGGGAAGAGAAGGCGAAGUCAUGAGGACCGGCCGAGGAGGGAACGACUAGGCGGCCAUGGGCUGGGCGGUGUCGAAAAGAGCUGUACUAUAUCAUGUGUGUAUACCUACCUCUUUGAUGCGUAGACCAGCUGCAACGUUCCGUGGAUAGGCUCAUCACACGUCUGAUGGCCCAACUAUCGUGUGAAGCGAGAAAAAAGCGAGCCGAUUACUCGCCGU